This is a messenger RNA of Achroia grisella, 636 nucleotides long. RefSeq lists its product as uncharacterized. The record is from RefSeq and is a predicted model, not a curated record. Lineage: Eukaryota; Metazoa; Arthropoda; Insecta; Lepidoptera; Pyralidae. The transcript is spliced from 5 exons. Bases 55 to 630 code for a protein of 191 amino acids.
AGUGGCCGGGUGGUUUGUGUGCAUCAUAGACGUGCCUCGACACAGGUUUUCAAAAUGUAUUACGGUUUGCUUCUGGUAAUCCUGUCAGUAAUAGGUUGUCUAUCAGCUCCGACAGACGAGCCUAUACGUGUCGACCUACCAGUCUACGACCAGCCACAAGAAAGCUCCAAUAUUUAUUCGAACCAACACGGCAUCAUAAGUAGCGACAAGUCUCUUGCGGAAAUCCUUUCACAGAGAAUAAACUCUGGAGUAAACACGGCUAAGGCAGGAUCUUUGAAUGUACAAGGAGCAGAUGGUUGGUUUUCUCCUCCGCUUACGACUUUGGAAGGCGCCUUGUUAGAAACAGAGGGUUUGGGCAGCAAAUCAUUAUCCGUAAAAGACAAUUUGCAUCAUAUAGUUGCUGGAAUUUUGCAACCCAAGCCAUUAGUAGACACAAUACAGGAGGAAGAAAAAUAUGGCAAUACAGGAGACAAAUUCUACGGGACUGGGCGAGCGAUAGUGAGCGGAGCGGAAGGUGUCUCUAAUUUUGUUAACUCAGUCAUAGAGGUGCCCGGUACAAUUAUCAGAAAAAUCACAAAAGCCGCUUCGGAUAAACUUAACAACUUGGGUGGUAGACUUAUUGGCUUAUAAUGUUAA